AUGUUCGGGCAGGAACCUCGGCUACCUGUUGACUUCUUUCUGGGUCAGGCCUGUGGCCACGACUGUCGCCCCGGCCAGGAGAAGCCUCGUAGAUCCACUCGCCUCCACCAGGCGGCAGUGGCCAACCCUGCAUACUCCCCAAGGUCAUCACACCUUCCCUUUCCCGGCCAGGGAGAGGAUGCCUGCAUCCUCUUCUUCUACGAGCGCCGUCCCUUCGCGCGCUGCGCACACUCUUGUGUGGUGUGUCCCUUCAGGGUGGGGGGGGGGGGUGUGUGGGGGGGUGGGGGGGGGUUUUUUGUUUUGGGGGGGGGGGGGGGGGGGGGGGGGGGGGGGGGGGGGGGGGUGGGGGGGGGUGUGGGGGGGGGGGGGGGGGGGGGUGGGGGAAACUACUGGGCGUAG
Messenger RNA from Knipowitschia caucasica, 399 nucleotides. Lineage: Eukaryota; Metazoa; Chordata; Actinopteri; Gobiiformes; Gobiidae. The record is from the annotation of a GenBank genome assembly.